Molecule: messenger RNA, 1942 nt
Organism: Theobroma cacao (cacao)
Lineage: Eukaryota; Viridiplantae; Streptophyta; Magnoliopsida; Malvales; Malvaceae
Product: tRNA modification GTPase
Biological process (GO): tRNA wobble uridine modification; tRNA methylation
Cellular component (GO): cytosol; cytoplasm
Molecular function (GO): GTPase activity; GTP binding; protein binding
Source: RefSeq, a predicted model, not a curated record
UGCUGUUUGUGGAUCCUCCUCUUGCUUUUAGCUACCCGAUAAUACAGUCGCCGGUGAAAAAUCAGACACAAAAGAGACUGAAAAAGAAUGGCUUUACUCCCAUCUGUCCGUGCCAUUAUCACUCACUUUUACAGACCAACAAAACCGCCUCCUCGACUGCCCUUAUCCUCUCUAUUCUUCCCCAAAAAGCUAUCUUUUCUCUUCCAUCUCUCCCCUAAACCCCAAGCCCUCAAACCCCUUAAACCCCUUGCCUCCGCUCGCCAAGAGACCACUUUCGUCUCCAACAACGAUGACCGCUUGGUGGGUUUUGGUUCAGUGAAUCAGGGCGACGCAAUUAAGACCCAGAGCUCGACCAGCACCAUUGCAGCCAUUGUCACUUCUUUAGGAGGCCCUCCUGCAGCCGUUGGCAUUGUUCGUUUGUCUGGUCCCACCGCUGUCGAUAUCGCCGGCCGUGUCUUUUUUCCGGCCAAGAAGAAGAAGAAGCAGGAGAAGAGUUUUGAUUCAGGUUCAGCAUCUUGGAGACCUACCAGUCAUGUUGUUGAGUAUGGCGUCGUUUUGGACUCUCGAGGGAAUGUAGUUGAUGAGGUUUUAGCUGUGCCAAUGCUGGCUCCUAAAUCAUAUACUCGUGAAGAUGUGGUUGAGCUUCAGUGUCAUGGGAGUGAAGUGUGUCUGCGUCGUGUGUUGAAGGCUUGUUUAGAAGCUGGAGCAAGGCUUGCUGAACCAGGCGAGUUUACCCUCCGUGCAUUCCUAAAUGGUCGCUUAGAUCUUUCCCAAGCUGAAAAUGUUGGAAAACUAAUUUCAGCUAAGUCUGUUGGUGCCGCUGAUGCAGCUUUGGCAGGAAUUCAGGGAGGCUUCUGUUCUUUAGUCAGAUUAUUGCGAGGACAGUGCAUUGAGUUGCUUACUGAGAUAGAGGCUCGUUUAGAUUUUGAGGAUGAGAUGCCACCACUAGAUUUCAACCUAGUUAUGGAUAGAAUACAUGCCAUGUCACAAGAUGUAGAGCAUGCGCUGGAGACUGCCAAUUAUGAUAAGCUUCUGCAAUCAGGAUUGCAGAUAGCAAUUGUUGGCCGUCCAAAUGUUGGGAAGUCAAGCCUCCUUAAUGCAUGGAGCAAAAGUGAGAGGGCUAUAGUUACAGAUAUUGCGGGAACCACUCGGGAUGUGGUGGAAGCCAGUGUUACUGUUUCUGGUGUCCCUGUAACACUUCUUGAUACUGCAGGCAUCAGGGAAACUGAUGACAUUGUGGAGAAGAUGGGUGUGGAGAGAUCUGUAGCAGUUGCUAUGGGUGCUGAUGUCAUUAUCAUGACAGUUAGUGCACUUGAUGGAUGGACUGUGGAAGAUACCAAACUUCUUGAGAGGAUUCAAUCCAAUAAGAGAUCAACAUCCAUCCCAAUGAUUCUAGUGAUCAAUAAAAUAGACUGUGCUUCGUCUGCUUGCUCUGAUUGGGUGGAUAGAGAAGCCAAGUCUUUCACUAAGCAUGUCUUUACAUGCGCCAUCACUGGUCAAGGAAUACGAGAUCUGGAGAAAUCAAUCUCAGAGAUUGUUGGCCUAAAUCAGAUUCCUGCAAGAGGACGUAGAUGGACUGUAAACCAGAGACAAUGUGAACAGCUCAUGCGUGCCAAGGAGGCUUUUGUUAGAUUAAAAUCAUCAAUAAAGGAGGAACUGCCUCUUGAUUUUUGGACAAUUGAUUUAAAGGAUGCCGCAUUGGCCCUUGGCCAGAUAAGUGGAGAAGACAUCUCCGAGGAGAUUUUAUCCAACAUUUUUGGCAAGUUCUGUAUAGGUAAAUAGAUGGAUUUUUUGUGUAGUACUACUGUAACUGGUUCACGUAAAGCAUAAAUUUUGCGGCUAAUUUAUUCUUUCUUGUAUUAUUUGGUCUAAUUGACGGUAUCAACAAACAAUUAAAUCAAACCAACUAUAUACUAUUCGAGGAUGCCGUUGGGGAUGAUCA